CACCGCACAGGCACCGCAGCUGCCUUUCCCAGAGGGGACGGUUGGGGAGGGGUCUUCCGGGGGCGGCCCUCGCCUCACCGUCCCUUGCCGCUGCUCCCACAGCCCGCCGGCCGCCCCGCCGGGUGGCGCACCAGAUUCCGCAAGAGAUUCUGUCGGACCCAGCGCUCCAGGCAGCCGUGGCGGCCCUGCCCCACAAUUACAACUUCGAGGUCUACAAGACGGUGUGGCGGAUCCGGCAGGCGCGGGCCAGACGGGUGGCGCUGCAGAUGCCGGAGGGGCUGCUUAUGUUCGCCUGCACCCUCGCGGACAUCAUCGAGAGGUUCACGGACGCGGAAGCCGUUGUGAUGGGUGACGUGACUUAUGGGGCUUGCUGCGUGGACGACUUCACCGCCCGGGCCCUGGGGGCGGACUUCCUGGUCCACUACGGCCACAGCUGCCUGAUUCCCAUCGACGCCACGCAGGGCGUGAAGAUGCUGUACGUCUUCGUGGACGUCAAGAUCGACACGGCCCACGUGGUCGAGACGCUGCGCUUCAACUUCCGCGCGGGGGCCAAGCUGGCGCUGCUCAGCACCGUCCAGUUCGUGUCGGCGCUGCAGGCCGCCAGCCGGGAGCUCCGGCCCGACUUCUCCGUCUGCACCCCGCAGUGCAAGCCCCUCUCCCCCGGCGAAGUGCUCGGCUGCACGGCCCCCCGCCUGGCCCCGGACACCGACGCUGUCGUGUACCUCGGGGACGGGCGCUUCCACCUGGAGUCCAUCAUGAUCGCCAACCCGGGAAUCCCCGCUUACAGGUACGACCCCUACAGCAAGGUCUUCUCACGGGAGCAUUACGCCCACGAGCGCAUGCAGGCGGCUCGCCAGGCAGCCAUCCGCACGGCCGCCCGCGCCCACAAGUGGGGGCUGAUCCUGGGGACCUUGGGGCGCCAGGGGUGCCCAGCCAUCCUGCAGCACUUGGAGUCCAGCCUGCAGGCCGUGGGGCGCCCCUUCGUCCGGCUUCUGCUCUCGGAGAUCUUCCCUGGGAAGCUGCAGCUCUUCUCUGACGUCGAGGCGUGGGUGCAGGUCGCGUGUCCCCGGCUGUCCAUCGACUGGGGGGAGGCCUUUGACAAGCCCCUGCUCACCCCCUACGAGGCGGCCGUGGCGCUGAAGCAGGUGGCGUGGCAGGAGACGUACCCCAUGGACUUCUACGCCGGCCAGUCGCUGGGCCCCUGGACCGUGAACCACGGCAGCCACCGGCCCCGGCGGGCGAGCGGCGCCCGAGAGGUGAGGGGCCGGGCCAGGCCAGGAGCAAGAGCGCCCGGCUGCAAACGGUCCGGGUCGACUGGGCACCGAGACCACGCCUGCCUCUCCCUGGCGCUGGAGAAGGCCCGAGUGGCAGGUCCCGGCCAUGCGCCCGGCGCCACGGGGGAGCAGCACCGCUGGGUGCAGGCCGAGGCCCCGUGCUGUGGCCUGGAAGAGGCCGGCCACGAGCCCGGCAGCCUUGGCUGGGACUCGUCUCGGAGCCCACCCCAGGCCUGGUGGGAACGGCCGGGCACAGCUCUCCGGAUUUCGCCCCGAUGGGCCACCGCAGAAGCGGCACGGACUCCACGCCACGCCACCUGCGGAAUCAACGCCGAGCAGCCCCUCCUGCCCCCCCGUCUGUUGCCGGCAGCGCCAGCCUCGAGGGUCCCCGCUUGCCGGUCGUGA
Messenger RNA from Varanus komodoensis (Komodo dragon), 1679 nucleotides. It is a transcript of the gene DPH1, whose product is annotated as diphthamide biosynthesis 1. The transcript is spliced from 11 exons. The coding region runs from base 267 to 1679 and encodes 470 amino acids. Gene Ontology annotation, biological process: protein histidyl modification to diphthamide. The record is from RefSeq and is a predicted model, not a curated record. NCBI's taxonomy places the organism in Eukaryota, Metazoa, Chordata, Lepidosauria, Squamata, Varanidae. Gene Ontology annotation, molecular function: 2-(3-amino-3-carboxypropyl)histidine synthase activity.